UUAAAGUUUAAACUGUCAAACUCUAUAAUAAAUAUCGUAGUAUUUGUAUUCUCUGUGCUCUUUCAUCUUUGCAAUAUAACGAAAUAACGAACGAUCGUCGAUGUAAAUUUUAUUACAUCCGAAAAUAAGCAAUGUUUUUAUAGAUAGGUACCUACCUAUCUAAUUCGAAAUUAUUGAUGUGGUUUUGAACCCUGUACCUGUAGUGAAUAAACGUGGAAUAAACAUUAUACUCUUUGCUGUAGUGCAAUCGCGUUUAUGCGCAGUAACGAUUCGAGAUGUUGUCUAAUCGCUUCAGACAUGGUGUAUAUAAAUAUAGUGCAUAUAAAUACUUGGGUAUAGCACGACGAUCGUUAUCUAGCAUUGAUGCAUUGGAUCAGACAGAAAAUCUGAACAAUUGCUUAACAACUUUGCCUACAAAAGCCAAGGUAGUAAUAUGUGGCGGAGGCGUUAUGGGAGCCGCUGUGGCUUAUCAUUUAUCAAAACGGGGAUGGGGUGGAGAAACCAUCGUCAUAGAAAAAGAAAGGAUUGGAGCAGGGAGUCGGUGGCAUUCAUCAGGUCUAGUUGGUGCUUUUAAGCCAUCCUUAGCCCAAGUACGAAUUGCUCAGUCUUCCAUACAACUUCUUAAAGAUCUUGAAUCACGUGGGAGAGAAACUGGCUGGAAGCAGUGUGGAUCUCUUCUGUUGGCAAGAACUAGGGACAGAAUGACUGUCUAUAGGCGAAUGAAAAGUCAGUCAGUGUCCUGGGGCAUCCCAUGUGAGCUUGUUAGUCCAAAACGCUGUCAAGAAAUUUGGCCAUUGCUUAAUGUUGAGGACGUCCUUGGUGGACUUUGGAUACCAGGCGAUGGUGUUGGCGAUCCAUAUCUUUUUUGCAUGUCACUCAUGAGGGAAGCUACUGACAAUGGUGUAGGAAUAAUGGAAGAAUGUUCCGUAACUGCAGUUCAUUCUAAGAACGGUCGGGUUUCCGGAGUCGAAACCACCCAAGGGUCCAUCGAAUGUCAAUAUUUUGUUAACUGUGCUGGAUUUUGGGCAAGGCAGGUUGGACAACUCGCCAAACCACAAGUUAAAGUACCAUUACUGCCGUGUGAACAUUAUUAUUUGCACACUAAACGUAUUGAAAAUCUGGAUCCAAUGACACCAGUUGUGCGCGAUCCAGAUGGCUAUAUAUAUUUACGUGAAAGGGAUGGGUGUAUCCUAGCCGGAGGAUUUGAGCCGAUAGCCAAACCUGUUUAUGAAGAAGAGAUUGAGAACUCGGCCCAACGGUGUCUCCCAGAGGACUGGGACCACUUCCACGUGCUUCUCCAAGAAUUGCUGAAGCGCGUACCCAGUUUGAACCAAGCCGUCUUGCACAAACUUUGCAAUGGUCUGGAAGCAUUUUCACCGGAUUGCAAGUGGAUUGUCGGGGAAGCACCUGAGAUGUUCAAUUACCACGUAGCGGCUGGUAUGAAGACGGUUGGCAUAUCGGCCGCCGGCGGGGUGGCUGAGGCGACUGUGGACGAAAUAGUCGAAGGAUACACAAAAUACGACAUGUACGAGCUGGACAUCAGCCGUUUCCUCGGAUUGCAUAAUAAUAAACGAUUCCUGAGGGAUCGGGUUAAAGAAGCCCCAGGUGUUCACUAUGGUCUAUCGUAUCCCUUCCACGAGUUUGAGACGGGCCGUAACCUUCGCCUGUCACCGAUCUACCCGACUCUUAGGGACAAGGGCGCUGUUUUCGGACAGGUGAUGGGCUACGAGCGGCCCACUUGGUUCGAACCUGUUGAUAAAGACGCAGACAAACCCAGGCCGUUCAAGACAGCCUAUACGAAAACCUUCGGCAAGCCGCACUGGUUCGAAACAGUGCAAAGGGAAUAUUGGGCUUGUAGAGAAGCUAUCGGUCUAGCCGACUAUUCGUCUUUUACCAAAAUUGAUUUACAGUCUCAGGGCAACGAAGUAGUGGAACUGCUACAGUACUUAUGUUCGAACGACGUGGAUGUGCCGAUCGGAAGUAUUAUACACACGGGGAUGCAGAACGAACGCGGCGGAUAUGAGAACGAUUGCAGCUUGGCGCGUAUCUCGGAGAAUCAUUACAUGAUGAUCGCGCCAACGAUCCAACAGACGCGCUGCAAGGUGUGGAUCAGACGUCACCUGCCGCCCAACGGCUCGGUGACUCUCUCCGACGUGACGUCACUGUACACGGCCAUCUGCAUACUGGGCCCGUUCACCAGGAGCCUGCUGUCUGAGCUCACGGACACGGAUUUGUCUCCGUCCAACUUUCCCUUCUUCACAUUUAAGGAGCUAGACGUGGGUCUCGCUAACGGUGUUCGCGCUAUGAAUCUCACGCACACGGGUGAACUCGGAUACGUGCUCUAUAUACCUAAUGAGUUCGCGCUGCACGUAUACAACCGGCUCACAACAGAGGGUGAGAAGUACGGCAUCACACACGUGGGCUACUACGCGGCGCGGUCCCUGCGCGUGGAGAAAUUCUUCGCGUUCUGGGGACAGGACCUGGACACUAUGACCACGCCGCUAGAGUGUGGGCGCACGUGGCGGGUCAAGUUCGACAAACACAUACCGUUCAUCGGGCGAGACGCUUUAUUACAACAGCGCAAGGAGGGCGUACACAGGCAGUACGUGCAGCUGCUGUUAACGGACCACGACCACGAGCUGGACCUGUGGUCGUGGGGCGGCGAGCCAAUAUACAGGGACGGCAAUUACUGCGGACAAACUACCACCACGAGCUACGGGUUUACGUUCAAGAAACAGGUCUGCCUUGGGUUUGUUCAAAAUCUGGAUAAGGAUGGCAUCCCUCAAAAGGUUACGAACGAAUACAUCUUGAGUGGUCAUUACGAAAUUGAUAUUGCUGGAAUAAGAUACGCAGCAAAAGUAAAUCUGCACUCUCCGAACUUGCCGACAAAGUAUCCCGACAAGGAACGUGAUGUUUACCAAGCCACAAGGAAGUUACACGAAUCGCAACACUUGGGAAGACAUUACCAGCCUUAGAUAAUAAGGCGCGAAAGUGUCAAUAAAACAUUCAUAAUAGUAGAAGAUCCACUUUCACCGGCGUGAUAAUAGAAAGAGACCAAUUUUAUAAUAAAUUUAGUCUAUUAAAAAAUGUAUUAAAAAUACAUUUUUUAUUAUUUAAAAAUGGAAAAUCCUGGACAGGACAUUUUUAAUGAAUGAAAAAAAAAAUACCUUUUAAUUAAUUGCAGUAUCAAGAUAACAAAAAAAAAUUAUAAUAGACUUAUAUGAAACCUACAGAAUGUGCAGUCAUAGUCGUUUUCUAAUAUUUACCGGGACAAAUGGUUAGGUUGGCAGGUAUAAACAGGUAUGUCGGUACCAGUUACUUUCACUUGAUAGGAUGAUGAAAAAAAAAAUUGUCAGCGCUGUUUUAUUACAAAAUUGUUUUAUUAUCUCGAAACUGCAAUUAAUAAAAAAUGAAAAUAAUUUUUUUUUAAUAAUUAAUUAAAAAAUAUCCUGUCCAGGAUUUUCCCAGUAAACCCAUUUUUAAUACAUUUUUUAAUACACUAAAUUUAUUAUAAAAUUGGUCUCAUUCUAUUAUCACGCCAGUGAAGGUUGACCUAUAUUUGGAUCUUAGACUAUAAUUAUUAUAUCAUCACUGUGAUUGGUAAUAUUUGCUGUGUUUAAAAUGACUAGUUUAUCGAAAACCUUGCCUUAAAAGUAAUAUACCUAUAGCUCUUUCUUGCAACCCUUAAAAAUUAUAGGCCAAAGUAAAUGUUUGCAUUAAGUUAAGUAUUCAAAGUGGAGGUAUUUUAAUAUUAUUAGAAAUAUAUUAUAUUUUAUUAAAUCAUACUUACCAUAUUAUAAACGUACAAGUUUGUAAGUAAAGAUUGAUGGAUGGAAUGGAUGCAUGUUUGGUACUCUUUCACAUAAAAACUACUGGACUGAAUUGGAUGAAACUUUACAGGAAUAUUAGUUAUACAUCAGAAUUAUAUGUGAACUAAAAGUAAUACUAAGUUUGCACGCGGGAUCAUCCGGAGGCCAAACCGUGCGGAUCACUGGACAGCUAGUAUUUUGUAAUAUUUAGAACAGUAAAUUGAAAAUCAAUAAGAAAGUUUUUAAAAAAUUUGUACUAAGAUUAAAAAAACAUACAUUGUUUUAAUAUAAACAAGAUAAAAGCAAUAAAUGCAUAGUUAUGUAACUUGUUUUUACCAUUUUUCUCAGAAUAUUACAUAAAUAUGAAGAAAUAAAAUUAUUCUCUAUUCAA
Colias croceus (clouded yellow) is the source of this 4200-nucleotide messenger RNA. Its product is annotated as pyruvate dehydrogenase phosphatase regulatory subunit, mitochondrial. Gene Ontology annotation, cellular component: mitochondrion; mitochondrial matrix; cytoplasm. The coding region runs from base 276 to 2975 and encodes 899 amino acids. NCBI's taxonomy places the organism in Eukaryota, Metazoa, Arthropoda, Insecta, Lepidoptera, Pieridae. Gene Ontology annotation, molecular function: protein binding; oxidoreductase activity. The transcript is spliced from 16 exons. The record is from RefSeq and is a predicted model, not a curated record.